ACUUUGACGAACAUUCAGUUGACAUACAUUACAAAGAUAUUUAGAUGGACACAUUACUUACUAAAUUUACAGAGAGAUUUAUUCUCGAGCAAUGUGUGAGCGUGAUCGAAGUUUAAUUUCCUAAAUUUAUGUCAACAUUUUGUUGUUGUUGUUUUAAGUUGUUCAUUGAUUCAUGGCUGCCAUAUUGAAGACUUCAUGACGGGAUUCAGUUGUUGACUCGGCCUUUUUGCUAUGGAAGAGACAAAAAUUAUAUAUCAUAUAGAUGAUGAAGAAACUCCUUAUUUAGUUAAACUGACUAUUGCGCCCGAGCGCGUUACAUUGGCAGAUUUCAAGAAUGUUCUUAAUCGACCAAACUACAAGUUCUUCUUUAAGUCAAUGGAUGAUGAUUUUGGUGUUGUGAAAGAAGAGAUUAUUGAUGAUGAUGCUCAUUUACCGUGUUUCAAUGGAAGAGUAGUUUCAUGGUUGGUUUCUGCUGAAGGCAGCAAUGUUUCAGAUGGGACAUCACAGUGUACUGACAGUGUUGUACAUUCUGAUGUAAAGGUUCCUAUAGACAGACCCGGAGAUCCUCAUGUCAUCAAUCCAAUUCAUGGCGGUAGAACAAAUGUGGAGGAUACAACAUGCACAGAGACAGAAUCUAUCAUUAGCUGUCGUCAGGGGCAUCAUAAUGUUCACAAAGGGUCUAGACCUCAUCAUGGAGACAAGUACAAUAAAUACAAUGGUUUACGGAUAAAUGGACAUUCAAAACAUAGAUCUGGACAUGGUUACGAGUCAAGUUCAAUGCUCAGUUCUGACCUGGAGACAACAAGUUUCUUGGAAUCUGAAGAUGAUGCUUCAAGUAGAAUUACCACCACCACUGGCAGAGCCACCAACCUUUCUGUUGACAGACAGACUCUAGGAACUGCAGAUCAUAGCAGUGUGUCGCGGUUGCAUUUAUCUGGCCGUCGUCGCCCACGGCGCCGCCGACAUCGUGUUCCGCCUGCUAUGUCUCGUACGUCUUCAUUCUCUUCCAUCACAGACUCGACCAUGUCACUCAAUAUCAUCACCGUUACACUCAAUAUGGAUACUGUUAAUUUCCUUGGCAUCAGCAUAGUUGGUCAAAGCAACAAGGGUGGUGAUGGAGGUAUCUAUGUUGGGUCCAUCAUGAAAGGGGGAGCAGUAGCUCUUGAUGGACGCAUUGAGCCUGGUGAUAUGAUACUGCAGGUGAAUGACAUUAAUUUUGAAAACAUGUCCAAUGAUGAGGCAGUUCGAGUCUUGAGAGAGGUUGUCCAGAAACCAGGGCCUAUCAAACUAGUGGUUGCAAAGUGUUGGGACCCCAAUCCUAAAGGUUACUUCACAAUUCCUAGAACUGAACCUGUAAGGCCAAUUGACCCAGGAGCUUGGGUAGCACAUACAGCAGCUAUUAGAGGAGAAUCGUUUCCUGUUCGGCCUCCAUCAGUUACAACUCUUACCUCUACCAGCUCCUCCAUUACAUCAAGUGUGCCUGAGACUGAACGGCCGUUUGAAGAGAUUCAACUGACUGUGAAUACAGACAUGCCAACCAUUGUUCGGGCCAUGGCUCGACCUGACUCAGGACUUGAGAUUCGAGAUAGAAUGUGGCUCAAAAUAACAAUACCAAAUGCUUUCAUUGGUUGCGAUGUUGUAGAGUGGUUGCAUGCUCAUGUAGAAGGUUUCCAUGAUCGUCGAGAUGCUCGCAAGUAUGCUUCACAGAUGCUGAAAGCUGGCUACAUCCGACACACUGUAAAUAAGAUAACUUUCUCAGAGCAGUGUUACUAUGUUUUUGGAGAUCUCUGUGCUGCAAUGUCCAAUCUGAAACUUCAUGAUGACUGCACAUCAUUGGAUAGAGACACGGUUGGACCUCUUCCAGCACCAAACACAAUGCCAGCUCCUUGGGGAGGGACACACAUGCCAUAUUCGGGCACUUAUCUACCUCACACUGGCACGGGAUAUGCUCCAAUGCCAUUUAACUACACAAAUGAACCGUCAGUAUAUGGAUAUGCACGUGAGGAAAGUGUUCAUAGUGGUUCAGGUGGCUCCAGUAAUGGUUCAGAACCUAUGUGCAAAGAAGCUGGUACAGACCUGAUGAAGUCGGGUAGUUCAGCCAGUGAGAGUGAAUUGGGGGGUGGUGUUGGUGGUGGUGUUGUUGUUGGUGGUGGUGGUAACACCGGUGUAGUGACAGCUGUGAAACCAUCUGGUGGUCGACGGUCGGGUGGGUCCCGGUCACGUUCUAGUGGUUCAGAACAGUCAGUAGCUACGACGUCUACAGCAGGCCCACAGUCUCAGCACCCACUACAGCAGACACAGGAUCUAUCUGCAGUGCGAGGGCAGCAUCUCCAGGCCCCAACUCAAGACUUGUAUUGCCACAUUCACAGUUACAGCAACUCCAAAGAUGUUGAAGCAUUUGAAGAUGGAUUGCUUGAAUACCAGUUUUCUCACAAGUAAAGGAGGCUUUUGAGAAGUACACAUAGCAUUCAUGCAGGAUGAAGACUUAGAGGAAAACAGUUACUGCAGCUACAACUGUUUUUAUUGAAAAUCUGAGAUACUAGAACUAUAUAUUUAUAUUAACAUUAAAAUCCCAGAAAUACAGAGUGGAGGGCAGAAACUUCCUUUUUUGAAGGUGAAUAAAAGAAAAAUUAUUGCUGAUAGACAAAAUUUAUGUUUAGCUA
Molecule: messenger RNA, 2663 nt
Organism: Cryptotermes secundus
Lineage: Eukaryota; Metazoa; Arthropoda; Insecta; Blattodea; Kalotermitidae
Gene: dsh
Product: segment polarity protein dishevelled homolog DVL-3
Exons: 16
Coding region: 232-2439 (735 amino acids)
Biological process (GO): canonical Wnt signaling pathway; intracellular signal transduction
Cellular component (GO): cytosol
Molecular function (GO): frizzled binding
Source: RefSeq, a predicted model, not a curated record